UUCAAUUCGAAAAACUAUUCAAAAUCUCUCGCAACUUUGCUCCACAAUUGAAAUAAAUUGAGACAAAAUUCAUCCAACAUAAACUUACUUUGUGCUGGCAGUAAGAUGUCUUCUUCCACCACCUCCACCUCCACAUCCACCUCCGCCUGCCCCUCCGCCUCCACCGACAUUGUUGGCUAUCGUGAAAAUGUGAAUCGUUGCAUUUCCGAUGGCCUUGUUAAGGCAGCCGGUGGCAUGGCCAUUGGUGCCAGCGUCUCCCUGCUGUUCCUGCGGCGUCGUCGCUGGCCGAUCUGGAUUGGGGCAGGAUAUGGCAUUGGACUGGCCUAUCGUAACUGCUUGAAGGACCUGAAGGAAGUGAAGUUGAAGUUGAAGUGAAGCAGCAGCAGUCCCGCCACCAGACUGCAAUGCUCUCUGCUCCGCCAAUUCCAUAGUCCACCUCGGCAAAGCCUUGCAGGAGGCUUGCGGCGUUGGCUGUGGUUGCAGGUCGAGAAGGGGGUGCCGUCACACGGCUAAAGCUGCUUCAAAUAAAGCCAACAAAUU
This is a messenger RNA of Drosophila obscura, 540 nucleotides long. Its product is annotated as MICOS complex subunit Mic10. Bases 106 to 375 code for a protein of 89 amino acids. The record is from RefSeq and is a predicted model, not a curated record. The transcript has a single exon. Lineage: Eukaryota; Metazoa; Arthropoda; Insecta; Diptera; Drosophilidae. Gene Ontology annotation, cellular component: mitochondrion; mitochondrial inner membrane; MICOS complex.